Fibroporia radiculosa is the source of this 1836-nucleotide messenger RNA. RefSeq lists its product as uncharacterized. The record is from RefSeq and is a predicted model, not a curated record. The coding region runs from base 1 to 1836 and encodes 611 amino acids. The transcript is spliced from 13 exons. Gene Ontology annotation, molecular function: monooxygenase activity; flavin adenine dinucleotide binding. Lineage: Eukaryota; Fungi; Basidiomycota; Agaricomycetes; Polyporales; Fibroporiaceae.
AUGGCCACUGUGACCACCGACGUCCAGAGCUUUCUCUCAUCCGCCGACUCCGUGAAACCUGCGCUGCCGACGCUGGACAAGCUCGGUGUUUCCCUUCAGCCUGAUCUCGAUGUGCAGAAAGUCGCCGCAGAGUGGUUCCGAGCAUUCUCUCAGCACAUAUCCUCCAGCAAUGUCCCCGGAAUUGUUGGUCUCCUGCUUGAAGAUGGAUGGUGGCGCGACCAGCUUGUCCUCACUUGGGAGUUCCGGACGUUCCACGGGGCGGACAAGGUUCAGAAAUUCCUCGAAGACCGACUCCCCGUCGUAAAACCGGCAUCAUUCAAGCUCGGAACCGUCAGCUUGACGCAGCCGUAUCCUGACCUCGCCUGGAUCGUGGGCUUCUUCGACUUCGAAACCGAAGUUGGAGUCGCAAGCGGUGUGUUCCGGCUCGUGCCUACGUCAAGCGGGGUCUGGAAGGCGUUUACUGUUUAUACCAACUUGGAAGAUUUGAAAGGAUUCCCAGAAAAGAUUGGUCCGAAUCGGGAUUUCCAGCCCAAUCACGGCAAGUGGGUGACCCAACGGGAGCAAGAGAAAGCGUUCGUCGACCGUGAUCCUGCUGUCCUCAUCAUUGGUGGUGGUCAGAGUGGCUUGGAUGUUGCGGCAAGAUUGAAGCACCUUGGCAUCUCGAACUUGAUUGUCGAGUCGCAGCCCCGCGUUGGAAAUCAAUGGAGAUACAGAUACGAAGCGCUCUGCUUGCAUGACCCUGUCUGGUAUGACCAUAUGCCCUACAUGCCAUUCCCUCCGUCCUGGCCUGUAUAUACCCCUGCACAGAAGCUUGCUGGAUGGCUCGAGUAUUAUGCCGAAGCCAUGGAACUCAACAUCUGGCUGUCGACGACCGCAACGCGUAUCGAACAGCUAGAGGGUGGUAAAUGGACUGUAGCAGUGCAAAGGGAAGAUGGAAGUGAGCGCGUCUUCCACGUUGACCAUGUAGUGAUGGCGCUUGGAUUUGGGGGUGGCCUGCCCAAGAUGCCAACUGUCCCUGGGCAGGAGGAGUUCCAGGGGCAAAUACUACACUCUACAGAACACGGAUCUGCGAGGGACCAUAUCGGGAAAAAGGUAGUAAUUGUGGGAGCAGCGACGUCAGCCCACGAUAUCGCCGGUGAUUACGCCGAGCAUGGUGUAGACGUUACACUUUUCCAGAGAAGUUCGACGUAUAUCAUGACGACGAAGGAGGGUAUGCCACGCGUCUUUCGGGACUAUUGGGAGGGCGCAGCACCUACGGAUAUCGCCGACCGCUUGAGUAACUCUUUGCCAAUCAAGCUGCAGAAGGAGAUCGCGAAGCGCUCCACGAUUGCCAUUGCACGAGCAGACAAGGAACUCCUGGAAGGGUUGCAUAAGGUCGGAUUUAAGUACCACUUCGGUGUCGACGACUCUGGCUUCUUGCACAUGGCCUUCACGCGGGGUGGAGGCUACUACCUGGACGUCGGCACGUGUCAGAAGAUCGUCGACGGCAAGGUCAAGUUGAAGAACGACAGCCAGAUCGAGCGAUUCACCAAGACUGGACUCAAAUUCACAAAUGGUAGCGAACUUGAGGCGGACGUGGUCCUCUUCGCAACUGGCUUCGAGGGAGCUGAUACAGCAAUUAAGAAGCUCGUCAGUCCAGAGGUUGGGUCUAAGUUGGGGCCCAUCUGGGACUUGACUCCGGAAGGCGAGGAACGGGGUGCAUGGCGAUGGCUCGGUGUACCAAACCUCUGGUUUAUGAUGGGUAACCUCGCAAUGUGUCGUUUCCACUCGAAACAUCUUGCGCUACAAAUCAAAGCUAUACAGGAGGGCAUAUACGGGCAGCGUUAUGCGCCGUGA